GGUGGAGCCUCGACAACAAAACAUCAGGUGAUUAAAUGGUUGUAAGACAGUGUGUUUCUCUGCAAUUUGUGGUGUGUGCACGUCGUCAUCACCAGGAUUUGUUAGAAGAUGGUAGAACGUUAUGAGACUUCGCUGCUUUUGCUCUGUCUCUUCUCAUUUUCUGUACUCGUUCUAGCUUCUUCGCCAUGCCCCCUUACUGGGUUACCACUAGUGAGAAAUAUCAGCGAGAUUCCUCAGGAUAACUAUGGUAGGGCGGGACUCUCUCACAUGACUGUUGCAGGUUCAUUAUUACAUGGAUUGAAGGAGGUUGAAGUAUGGCUUCAAACAUUUUCACCUGGAACAUACACCCCAAUUCAUAGGCAUUCCUGUGAAGAGGUUUUUGUUGUUCUCAAAGGGAGUGGCACUCUUUAUCUUGCAUCAGAUUCGCAUGGAAAAUACCCUGGAAAGCUGCAGGAGCACUUUAUCUUUACAAAUAGCACAUUUCAUAUUCCUGUUAAUGAUGUUCAUCAGCUUUGGAACACCAACGAACACGAGGAUUUACAAGUGCUUGUUAUAAUAUCUCGUCCACCUGUUAAAUUAUUUGCAUACGAGGACUGGUCCAUGCCUCACACUGCAGCGCAAAUGAAAUUCCCCUAUUACUGGGAUGAGCAAUGUUAUAAGGAAUCCCCAAAAGACGAACUAUGAUUGGUAGCCAAGGUUUGCACAUUUUAUUACUGGAGAUUUUCCAUCACUGAGUGUUUUCUUAGCAAGAAAUUCAAAGUUAUUUGAAGAAAAUUUUAUUUUGUUUAGUCUUGUAUUACCAUUUCAUUCACAAAGACCGGAUCAUGUAAGCCUUUUCUGAAAGAUUGCCACAAUUUGGUCCAGAUGAUUAUGCGAGUAUGGAUGGCUGCGAUAGCAAUUUUUGGUACU
This is a messenger RNA of Vigna angularis (adzuki bean), 909 nucleotides long. RefSeq names its product auxin-binding protein T85. Bases 109 to 684 code for a protein of 191 amino acids. Lineage: Eukaryota; Viridiplantae; Streptophyta; Magnoliopsida; Fabales; Fabaceae. The transcript has 5 exons. Gene Ontology annotation, molecular function: auxin binding. The record is from RefSeq and is a predicted model, not a curated record.